Messenger RNA from Oppiella nova, 435 nucleotides. The record is from the annotation of a GenBank genome assembly. Lineage: Eukaryota; Metazoa; Arthropoda; Arachnida; Sarcoptiformes; Oppiidae.
GUGGUGACAAAACCGAUGCCUUGUUUUGAAUGAUUUGCAAGUUUUGAGUGAUUUUUGUGAAACUAAUCCAACAUUUGGUUCAUCUGAUUAUCACUUGAAUUAUAAACGAUGGCUUUGUUUGAUGCAGAGGAUCGGUUCCAUAAGACACGACACGAGUCGUUGGCACCCAAUCCCACACUCGGCUCACACUUGGAUGCAAUGGUUCCCAAUUGGAUGCGCGAAGAAGUCUCCACAGGAACAUCUAUAAUGGCGGUUGAGUUCAACGGCGGUGUAGUGAUAGGCGCCGACUCGCGCACAACCACCGGCGCAUACAUCGCUAAUCGUGUGACCGAUAAGUUGACGCGAAUUACGGAUAAUAUCUAUUGCUGUCGAUCGGGAUCUGCUGCCGACACUCAGGCCAUCGCCGAUAUAGUGGCCUAUCAUUUGAACUUUUAU